CUGGAGCGGUCGUAUCUCACGCUCAAACUACGCUGAGGGGGGUGACAGAAUUUUUUUUUCCCUCUCAUGCACUCCUUUGAGAAGAAGAAAAGUAUGUCAUCCCGGUUUACAUAACUUUCGCAGUAUGCCUUAUGAGCUAACGUCUUGCACAUGACGGACGCUCUUGAUCUAAACGCGCUACCUAUCUGAUUCUGACCCGUCGUAACAACACCAAGUCCGACUCUCCGGGCUGAUCAUCAUCCGAGUCGGUAUCUUCAAUAAUGAUCCACCAUCAUUCAGCACACUUUAUCCUUUCCCCCCCUACUCCCCCUCAUCUGGAGCCUAUUCAUGACUCCGCUUUCAAUGGAAGUAUGGGUAUGGAUCGGGACCUCGUUUUCCGAGGAGCCAUCUUAUCUGCACGACCCGCCCAAGAAUUGAAAUCAGCGAUUCACAUCUGCAUCUUCAAUUGGAGCUCGCGUGCAUCUGUGGACAUAAUGCAUAAGAGCUUCAAGGACGGAGGACUUUGUAAAUGGACAUUCAUCCCUUCGUCCGAGUACUCAUCUCAUACUCGAUCGGUUUCGCCUCGCGCUGUAUUCCCGUCUGUGAUCUGCUCAAUGUUAAAACCUGGCAUUGACAUCCCCCCCCCCCCCCUCCCCCCCCGCUUCGAUGAGAGAUUACAGAAUGGGCGGAGGGGUUUUGACUUUUGUCUCGGUCUCUGUUGUACCUGCUGUCGAUCUGCAAUGGGAAUUCGGACCAUGGCAAUCUCAACUGCGGCGGGAUUCACUUGAUGAGUGUUGUUCUGAAUCGGAUGCAUAAUAAAGUAUUGCCUGAUUUUCGUGCAGAUGACGAGACACUACCAUUAAUUAUUUAUACACUUUCCUCCCAGUCAACCGCACUUCGAUAAAGAAUUCUCACAGGCGCCUCAGAUUCACGUCGCACUGCUGAGCGUUUUACCGGAGAG
This is a messenger RNA of Guyanagaster necrorhizus, 940 nucleotides long. RefSeq lists its product as uncharacterized. NCBI's taxonomy places the organism in Eukaryota, Fungi, Basidiomycota, Agaricomycetes, Agaricales, Physalacriaceae. The transcript has 3 exons. Bases 261 to 767 code for a protein of 168 amino acids. The record is from RefSeq and is a predicted model, not a curated record.